GAGGUUAUUUAAAAACAUGUUUAUUUCAACCAAUUCAUUAAAUGGAUAUAUCUCUCGAAGUUACACAAAGAAACCAUUUCGAGGCACAAAAAAUUGCCAAAAAGAAAAAACUUACGAAUGACAUCGAUGACAAUGGAAGUGAAAUCAAAAAAUCAAAAUUACAGAUUGAGCAGAGCGCCCCUGAAAAAAACGCAGUAACAGCUGGAAGUGGUUGCAGUAAAACGUUGACAAACGUGCGUGAUUGCGAAGCGGGAACAAAAGUAAAACCAACCAAACCAUUCGCUCAUCAAAGUCCUAAGAAACGGUUGCAAUUAAACACUGUUUCCCCGAGCGGUUCUCCACAAAAGCAAGCAAAAGAGAAAUUUAUUUACGGCAACUAUAAUCAGUAUUAUGGGUAUCGAAAUAAGGGCCGCGAAUGUCGUGAUAUACGUCUGGAAAUGUUCAUGUCACGGUCAGAGCUUUUCCAAGACAAAAGAGUAAUUGAUAUUGGUUGUAAUAGCGGACUUAUAACUAUGGAAGUGGCAAAGCGACUUGCGGUUAAAAGCAUUGUUGGCUUAGACAUAGAUCGCGCGCUUAUCAGUCAGGCGAACAAGACGUUAGUACGGCAAAAGAAAGCGCUACCUUUAGAAAAUGAGGCACGUCGUCUACAUAAGUUUCCCUACAAUGUAAGCUUUGUGCAUGGCAACUAUGUGUUGCGAGAUGAUGUUUUGCUUGAGAUUGAACAUGAACAAUUUGACGUGAUACUCUGCCUGUCGAUAACAAAGUGGAUACAUUUGAAUUUUGGAGAUGCAGGCUUGAAACAAGCAUUUCGGCGCAUGUACUUGCAACUUCGAAGUGGCGGCAAACUUGUACUAGAAGCGCAACCUUACGAUAACUAUGGGCGUCGGAAGAAAAUGAAUGAUACCAUAAAUGCUCAUUAUAAGGCAAUGACGUUCUUUCCCAAACAUUUCACUGAUUAUCUACUUUCUGCAGAAGUGGGUUUUGAAGGCGUCGAAUUGAUGGGUGUACCUGAAAACUGUGAGGAGGGCUUUAAACGGCCAAUACAGUUAUUUCAUAAAAAAUAACGGUCAUCUCACCAGUUACUGUGAUAAUGUUACUAUAACUAUAAUAUUUGAGUUUAAUAGGCAUGAAUGAUAAAUAUUAUAUUUGCUUACAAAAAAUUAUAAGCAGUACAAAUAUUUCGAUAGAUAAAAAAAGUUGAUUUGAAAUCCAAUUUCCACAGACUAACGACUAAUUUGUAGUAGAUAAAUCUUCAUAAAAUAUAUUGUUUUCAGUAA
This is a messenger RNA of Anastrepha obliqua, 1277 nucleotides long. RefSeq names its product probable RNA methyltransferase CG1239. Gene Ontology annotation, molecular function: O-methyltransferase activity; snRNA binding; RNA methyltransferase activity. The transcript is spliced from 2 exons. The record is from RefSeq and is a predicted model, not a curated record. The coding region runs from base 42 to 1064 and encodes 340 amino acids. Gene Ontology annotation, biological process: snRNA modification. Lineage: Eukaryota; Metazoa; Arthropoda; Insecta; Diptera; Tephritidae.